AUGGUCCGCGGAAGCCAGAGACAGGAAAUCCAAGACUUGGCCAAGAGAGCGAAAGACACGGAUUUGUCCGGAGACCAACGAAACAUUUCGUCUCAACUUUUUUUCUGUGUGUCUCUGUUUGUGUGUCCCCUCCGCGGCUCUACCUCUCUCUCCCUCUCUCUCCCUCCGUCGCGGGCCAACAACCUCUCCUAG
Messenger RNA from Colletotrichum costaricense, 192 nucleotides. RefSeq lists its product as uncharacterized. Lineage: Eukaryota; Fungi; Ascomycota; Sordariomycetes; Glomerellales; Glomerellaceae. The record is from RefSeq and is a predicted model, not a curated record. The coding region runs from base 1 to 192 and encodes 63 amino acids. The transcript has a single exon.